Molecule: messenger RNA, 1752 nt
Organism: Panicum hallii
Lineage: Eukaryota; Viridiplantae; Streptophyta; Magnoliopsida; Poales; Poaceae
Product: probable serine/threonine-protein kinase PBL7
Exons: 5
Coding region: 173-1372 (399 amino acids)
Biological process (GO): protein phosphorylation
Molecular function (GO): ATP binding; protein kinase activity
Source: RefSeq, a predicted model, not a curated record
UCUAGAAGUAGCAAGGAGUUGGACUGUUGCCUCUUCCUCCUUUCUCUCUCUUCAUCGGAGGGAGGUCCGCACGCAGUCUUCUACUCCUCCGCCCUUGGGUUCCCCACGCGGACGCGGAGUGCGCCUCCCCUCCCCUGCUCUCUCCUCGGCAAGGAGAGAACGGGAGCGAGCCAUGCAAAGCUGCUUCCCCUGCCUCGGGGGCGCCAAGAAGAAGAGGCCGCCGGAGAAGCCUCAGAUCCCGCCAUCCUCAGAGAAACCCAACCUGGGGCCGUCGCCCAGUGUAACGAAGCAGGACUCGUUGGAGGUGAACAAGGACGCUGCAAACAAGGACAUCGUCUUGAGCAAUGGAUCUGACCACGACCAAAUCGCUGCGCAGACCUUCACUUUCAGGGACCUCGCGGUGGCCACAAGGAACUUCAGACCCGAUUGCCUUCUUGGUGGGGGUGGAUUUGGCCGAGUGUAUAAAGGCUAUCUGAACUAUCUCAACCAGGUUGUUGCUAUAAAGCAGCUUGACCGUAACGGAUUACAAGGCAACAAGGAGUUUCUUGUUGAAGUUCUGAUGCUGAGCUUGCUGCAUCACCCAAAUCUUGUCAGCCUUAUUGGCUACUGUGCCGAUGGCAAUCAGAGGCUCUUGGUUUAUGAAUAUAUGCCUCUAGGUUCUCUUGAGGAUCACCUUCAUGAUCCUUCCCCAGAUAAGGCACGGCUUGACUGGAAUACAAGGAUGAAGAUAGCUGCGGGUGCAGCGAAAGGGCUAGAGUAUUUGCAUGACAAAGCCAGUCCUCCUGUCAUAUACCGUGAUUUGAAAUGUUCGAACAUCUUGCUUGGAGAGGGUUAUCACCCAAAGCUUUCUGAUUUUGGAUUGGCAAAGCUUGGUCCAGUUGGUGAUAAAACUCAUGUUUCCACAAGAGUGAUGGGGACAUAUGGGUAUUGUGCCCCUGAGUAUGCUAUGACCGGACAAUUGACCCUAAAGUCAGACAUUUAUAGCUUUGGUGUUGUCCUUUUGGAGAUCAUUACAGGACGAAGGGCUAUUGAUAACACCCGAGUCGCGGGGGAGCAAAAUCUUGUUGCAUGGGCCCGGCCCUUGUUCAAAGACAGGAGGAAAUUUCCCCUGAUGGCUGACCCUGCACUAGAGGGUCAGUAUCCGUUAAGGGGAUUGUACCAGGCCCUUGCUGUCGCUGCGAUGUGUGUUCAAGAGCAACCGAGCAUGAGACCGCUGAUUGGAGAUGUGGUCACAGCUCUCACUUACCUUGCCUCCCAGACCUACGAUCCGGAGGCGCAUGGCAUUUCGCGCAUGGUGGCUCCAGGCACGCCACCACGGACUAGGACCAGGAGUCGAAGCCAUGGCUCCGUGGAUCAGAGAGGAAGCGGCUAAGCAAGGUGAUGGAUGGUUUGGGAAGCCCAGAAUUUUGGUAAGCAUCUAAUCUCGAGGUGUGUGGGAGCAGGAGCCGGCAGUCCAUGCCCGUGGAGAUGGAGAGGGGAUUUUGUUUUGGUUUGCUGGAACGGAAGGCAUCAGUUCGCAGAGACAUGGAUGGUCUGGUCUCUGGUGUAUUCCUCUGUGAGAUGACGAUGUAUGUUAAAAAGCUUGGAAUGCCUAGCGUUCCAUUUCAUCAUCAUGUUAAAAGGGUACAAGUGCUGUACAUAUGUGAUCUCUCGGUCUGCGUGUAUUUCAUUUCCGUCCGCGGAAUAAUUGCGAUCAAUACAGUAGGGUAAUAACUUUACUGCAGCCGGCCAUAAUUUGUAAUUUUAUCAGUA